AUGCACAACACAACACCACGACCUCAGGGACACGCGUACCAGCGACAACAGCCAUAUCUCUACGCCGGCAACCACUUUAUGCCCAUCGUGGAUCUGUCGCCGCAGAGCCGUGCCGAAGAAAUACAACGGGAGUGGCCAUUUAUGUGGACGAGCAUACAAGCCAUCUGCUCCACGAUUCCGGGGGCACAGUCAGUGCUUCGAGCCCGUGUACAACACACACUAGCAAAUAAGCUUGUGAUUCAAGGCCAAGGAAGUUUGGACCUCUUGGUGGGACUGUUGUGCUACAUGACCUGGUCUUUCGAUCUUAGCCGUGGCAAGAACCACUACUAUACUCUAUCAAACCUGGCUGUCUUGUUGGCGGUUGAUCUGGGGCUCGACAGAACUGUCCCAGAGGGCUCUGCAACGGUACUGAAUUGCGUCAGCUCGGCUGGCGGUGCGCCACGACAAGUUGCCGAUGAGGUACCCCGCAACCAUGAUGCCGACCGGGCCCUUUUAGGCUGCUUUGCAGCCGCAUCGACACUAUCCCAGGCAACCCAGGUUCCUGGCGAUCCUACCCUCGUGGCUAUUGCUCGGGUCAUGAAGAUGGCAGAUGAUACAGCAAGAGUCACCGGUCGAGAGUCGUUUUCCGUGGCCCCACAGGGAGUAGCGAUGCUGUUCUUGCAGUCUUUGAAGUCGUCUGUGCAGCAAAUCAAAUUGACGCUGCCUCCCGAGCUCCUUCAGCACAAGGUAGUUCUGUCCUACUUGUAUAGUUCGGAAGCCAUGAUCUCGGAGCAGAUUCUAUUUCAGCACACCUUGGCACAGAAGAGCUCUACUUUUGAUCCUGGUCGCCUCGAAGCUUUGAGCGUCUGCACUCAGGCAGCGAAGUGUUGUGUUGAGAACUUUCUGUCCAUUGGUGCCGAUGAGUGUGCAGGCAUUUCUUGCUUCAUCAUGUUGCAUUUCUCCCACAGUCUACAGCUGUUAUACAGACUGUCCCUGCUGGAAGAGCCUGCCUGGGACAAGGCAACGAUGCAGGCGACCAUUAACGUGCUUAGCUACCUGAAUCGAGCUAUUAAUCACCUAAGCAACGCGGCUCGUCUUCACAAAAGCAACAAUAUCUUCUCAAAAUCGGCAGAAGCCUUGAAAGCGACAUUCCCGGUUUGGAGUGCGGCGCUAAAGCAAACGACUUCUGUGCCAACAGCUACAAGGAACACUGCUCCCGUGUAUGAUGGGCCUUCUAGCGUGUAUCCUAUGGACUUGAAUGAUGACUCAUGGUUCACGAAUGUUUUUGCGUCCUGGACAGAUCAAGACGCACCGAUCCAGACUUGGUGA
Molecule: messenger RNA, 1308 nt
Organism: Pestalotiopsis fici W106-1
Lineage: Eukaryota; Fungi; Ascomycota; Sordariomycetes; Amphisphaeriales; Sporocadaceae
Exons: 6
Coding region: 1-1308 (435 amino acids)
Biological process (GO): regulation of DNA-templated transcription
Cellular component (GO): nucleus
Molecular function (GO): DNA-binding transcription factor activity, RNA polymerase II-specific; transcription cis-regulatory region binding
Source: RefSeq, a predicted model, not a curated record